AUGAAUGAAAAAGUUGAGAUCUGUGAAUUAUUGACUGGAAGACUGGUCAAAACUGAAGAAAGUAAUAACAACCGCAGAAUGCCGAAAGACCCACCUGAUGGUGGUUUCAGAGCGUAUUCUGUGGCAUUUGGGUCGUUUAUAAUUAACGGCCUGAUUUUUGGUGUUUUGAAUUUCUACAGUGUAAUUUACACUGUUUUGAAAAACCAGUUGCUGGAUCAAAAUGUGGAAAAUGCGGAAAGUAAAGCAGCUCUGGUCGGCUCAUUGGCCAUGAGCAUGACAUUACUGAUGUCUCCAGUGGCCGGUGUCUUCUCGGAUUUAUUGGGCCUACGGCUGACUGCAUUCCUCGGGGGGUGCAUUGCUACGACCGGCCUAAUAAUCUCGUCCUUUGUCAUCGAAUGGGUGGAAGCUCUAUACGUAACUUAUGGCGUAAUGUUUGGGGUCGGUGCUUCGCUCGCGUACACCCCCUCGCUAACGAUCCUCGGCCAUUACUUCAAGAGAUAUCUGGGGCGAGUGAAUGGUGUGGUCGCGAUUGGGUGUUCCAUUUUCAUUGUCGCCAUGACGCCUCCCUUGAAAUACGCCGUCGACAGUUUUGGUUUGGAAUGGGCGUUCAGAAUCCUUGCUCUCAUGACGUUUGGGAUAGCACUGUGCGGCCUUCUUUUCAAACCGUAUAUCGACGUGUCUUUUGAAAAAUCUCUGAAAACAAAGACCACCUUUAGGAGCUCUAUAAGCUGGGAAAUCUGGAAGAUUUCUAGAUUCCGGUUAUGGGCGCUGUCCAUGCCGAUCGCUAUGUUCGGCCAUUUUGUACCUUACGUGUACAUACAUAAUUUCAUUAAAGUAAACUUUGAGGAUAGGACGUCCACCCUACCACAGCAAUGUAUAGCAGCGACGUCCGGUUUAGGGAGGUUGUUGUUCGGUUACCUUUCUGAUAGGAAAGGGAUCAAUACUGUUGUAUUGCAACAAAUUUCGUUGGGUGUCUUUGGAAUUUUAACGAUAGCAAUGCCAUUUAUUACUUCAUUUGAGUUACUUCUUGUGAUCUGUUUGGGAAUCGGUUUAUCGGACAGUGGAUGCAUUACAUUGAUAGGUCCUAUAGCUUUUGAGUUUUGCGGCACUGCGUAUGCUGCUCAGGCGAUUGGUACUAUAUUUGGAGUAUCAGCAAUCCCUUUGUCUGUCGGCCCUCCGGUAGCAGGGUAUCUUCUUAAGCUAUACAAUUCAUUUACGUUUUCUUUCGUGUUAGCCGGUUUCUCUACGGUACUAGGUGCUACUUUGAUGUUCAUCAUCAGAUGCCAUACUUGCGAUAAAGAAGCUAGAACGAACGGCCAUGUUACUCCAACGUCUGAUAUUGGUCGUCGCGGCGAAAAGAAUAUACAUAUAAUGGAACCAAAAACGAGAUGCGUAGAUGAUCUACACGGGUACUAA
Leptosia nina is the source of this 1416-nucleotide messenger RNA. The record is from the annotation of a GenBank genome assembly. Lineage: Eukaryota; Metazoa; Arthropoda; Insecta; Lepidoptera; Pieridae.